Messenger RNA from Trichechus manatus latirostris (Florida manatee), 6580 nucleotides. It is a transcript of the gene MARCHF3, whose product is annotated as membrane associated ring-CH-type finger 3. Gene Ontology annotation, molecular function: zinc ion binding; ubiquitin-protein transferase activity. The transcript is spliced from 9 exons. Bases 4752 to 5501 code for a protein of 249 amino acids. Lineage: Eukaryota; Metazoa; Chordata; Mammalia; Sirenia; Trichechidae. Gene Ontology annotation, biological process: protein ubiquitination. The record is from RefSeq and is a predicted model, not a curated record.
GCCGAUGCGGUGUUGUAACCAGCGUCCGGGUCUGAAUCUGUAGACUGAGGAAGCCUACGUGUGGGAUGGGUCUUCCGCGGUCAAGAAACUUAAGUGACCAGCUGGGUUCUGUGGCAGGGGCUUAGGUGUUUUGUAGCUAUUGAAAGGCAUUGACAGCGCGGAUAUUAAACUUUGUAAUUACUUUCUAUUAGCACACGAAUCUGCUUCCCUCCGGAGGUGCGCGGACCUCCACAACCACCCGCAAGAUGUGCCUGAAGGACUUGGUUAGGGCUAGAGGGAAACUGUUGUCUGUCUGAGUGCUCGGAGCCCCUGAAAAUGCAAGACGAGACUGUGAAAGGGACCGCCAGGGUCGUUGGCUGUUUAUUUAAGCUCCUGUGUUUAAGUGAUGAAGUUGUGACAGGAACUGACAACAGAGGAUUCAAGGUUAAACCUGACACUUUGUUUCUGACUCAGUCUGGGAUAGAUUUUUUUCCCCCCUUAAUAAGAAGGGGGUAAAUGCAUCUGUUUUGCUGGGUGUGCGUGGGGGGAGGGGGUCGACAAUUACCAACAUGUAGUUUAUGGGAUAGUUCUACUCUGUCCUGUAGGGUCUCCAUAAAUCAGAAUCAACUCGACGGCAAUGGGUUGGUUUGGAUUUUUAGUUUAUAUUAUGUGCGGACUAAAUAUAAUUCAAUUUACUAUUUUCUUGUAAUUCUUAUUUGACAUGAAUGAGAGCUUAUUGAGAGUACCAGAUAGAGACUUGUGUACAGAAUUUGGGACUAUUUUAAUCUUUGAAACCAUAAAAACAUUGAGAUACGUAGUUAUACAUGUGUAUGUGCACACACACAUAUAUAGUUGAUAGGUGAGUGAGAUAGUAGUAUAUAAAGGGCAAACUGCCUUGAACUUCCCCUUGGUCAUGGAGAUUGAUCUUCUGAGCACUGGGGUAAAUGGUGAGAAUGUGUGUGUGGUGUGUAAGCAAGCAUACCUGGAUCUGCCUAUCUGUCUAGGUCAGUGUAUGUCCGUGAACUUUACAAGCAUUCACUCUGUACCAUUCGGUGCAGAUUCCUUGUUCCUGGUUUACAGCCCAGCAGCCGCCAGCCGUCCCAUCUGUUAAAACAUAACUUGUCCACUUCAGUCGGGGCACUGGGGUGGAGCGUGGGUAGGGGGGCAACCCUCAGCAGAAACAACAUGCUACAAACAAAGCCCAGUCUCAAGUUCUAUUUUCAUUCAUUAUUAGGGCUGAACUUGUGAUUUUGGUGAGGGGGUAGAGGGAGUGUUGUCUCUUCAGAAAUGUCAAGCUGCAUUUUGUGAAAUAAUUAAAGCCACACUUUGGGGAGUGAGGACCUUAUAGGAGGAAAAAAAAACCCCUAGAAAAGAAAUGUGGUGCUUGUCACAUCACCAUGCAGCACUGGUUUACUGCUUUGCAGUAGCAUGUAUAUCAGAAACUGUUUUUCUUUUGCUUUUAAAGAGAAUACAUUAAAACUGAAUUGUUUUGCACCAAAAAAAGAAAAAAAAAAAACCUUAAUAGAAGUAAACAGAGCUUUCUUGCAGAGGCUAUUUAGUUUACUAGAGUUAGGACUGCCUUAGUAAUUCCAAUGAAACAUGUUUUUAGGAAUUUAUAACUUGGAUAUAAAUUCAUAUUCAGACUAACCACUAGUUGCAGUGAUUCAGAAUUUAUAGUUUAAAAAAAAAUAAUAAAAACCUUUAUCACAAAAAUUCUCAUGACUAAAAGGGCAUGGGAAGGGUAUGCCAACUUAAUAAGUUCCUGUAUCCAAGUGACAGAUACUUUAAAACACUAUAAAUCCUUUUGAUAGCAUAAUUAUUUUAGGUGACAAAAUAAAGGCAAUAUUUUGGAGAAGCAGAGUUGAUAUUUUCCCUGUAAUUUUAUAAUUACAUUUUAGUAACAGUGUUAAUUAUAUCUGGGCAGAAUAAACUAGAAUGGUUUUUAAGAACUCAUCACAAGAAAUACUGCUUUCAUUUUUAAGGCAUUUUGGGGAAAAUAUGCAAAGCCUUAAUCUGUGAAUGUCUUUAAAUUUCUGAUGGGCUGUAUAGAUUCAGUAAUGCUCCCACCUUAGUCUGGGUUAUCAGAAUCAACUGGGUUACUCCUUAGAAUUUGGUUCUUGGAGUGUUCUCCAGUCCUAGGGAUUCUAAUUCAGGAGUCUGGAGAGGUAUUUAGGAAUCUGCAUUUUUAACAAGCACCCCCAGGUGAUUCUGAUGCCAGUGGUCUCCCUUGCCAUAGUUUGAGAAACACGGGAAUGAUGUUUAUGAGAUAAAAGAAGAAUUAUAGUCCAUCAGUUAAUUUAACAUAUGUCAGAAAUUUCCAGGUGGUAUUUAUCAGCCUUAUGAAAUUUAUAGAUAAUGCAGUAAGUCUCUCUGCCCUCAACAAUGGGCAUCUUUUGUCCUGUGUUUGAAAGUGUUUUAGAAUCCUCAGCUGUACCUGUUCCAGGUUGACCCCAAUUCUAAGGAAAUCUGCCUGGGGAAGCAAGGUAAUUCUCAACCCCUCCCCAGUCUUAGGCCCUCCAUCUCCUACUCCAAGGCCAGUGGGUUUUGGGGAUGCUCUGGGAUGCCUUGCCAGACCUAACUCAUAGUUGUUGGGCAUUUUUCCCUGGAGGUAGAAGGAUGCUAAACCUUGGGAGGCACCUUUGUCUCUUUAAAAGCUGUCCCCAGCUUGAGGGCUAGUACCAAAGUGCAUACCUCGCACCUCAGCUGGGCUAGUACAGAUAUACAAGGAUCUCCGUGGGAAACUGAUCUGGCCUGCCUCUCAGCCAGGUGAAUGUCCCAGGCUACCCACCCAGAGGCCCAGAGAUAUCUCAUUUUCUGAAAGUCACCUUAGUAGUAUUUUGAGCUGUCCAGUUAAUUGAGUAGAUAAAUUUUCUCAGCAUCACAGAAAUAUGUUGAGAAUUGAUUGCUACCUUUCUUUUCACUGAAAUCAGUGUGAAUUUUGACUUAUUAAUUAUUGCCAGUUAAUUUGUUUUAUUUAUAAUUUGAUACCGACAUUUGGGUUCUAUCCUCCCAUUUUAAACUGGCAUAAUUCUCAAUUUAAGACUUCUAGAUAAGGCUUAAAAGAGAAAGGGUCUAUCAGAAGUUUUCCUUCCCUCUUUCUACCAUUCAACUACCUAAAAAACCAAAUGACUUCUCCACAGAGGUCACAAGUACCCGGAAUAUUUACUUCUUGGUGACAAAAGGACAUGGAUAGGUUGGGGCACUGAACCUGGAUUUUUCCAGACCAUUGGCUCAUCACUGGGACUUUACAGAGCAAUUUCUGUUUUAAGAAGCACUUGGCAGCUAUGUUUAUAGGUCGCUUAUCUUAACAAUCCUUUGAGUACAAUGAUUUUUUUUAACUUUGUUGCAGAGGAGCCCACAGCAGCCACAAAAGGAUAAUAAUAUUGAGAUCCUGUCUUUCAUAGUCAAAGAUGACACCAAUAACCGAGAAGCGUCCUUGCAUUUUUAAUUGUUUGUAAUUUAGCAUUGUGGUGAUAUGAUAGGAUUCUGCUUAGUCAUUCAUAUCAUCUACAUUUUUUUUUUUACCUGUUUCUUCAAAAAUGUUUUUAUAUUGAAUGUGACCUUGGAACAGUUUUCUUUAUAAAGUUAACCACUGUGUAGGAUAAUUGGUUCAAUGACCAUGACCUUAACCAGCCAGCCUUGACCCAGAGAGGCAAAUUAUUUGCUAAAGGUCACAGAGCACCAGGGCUGCAAAGACAACACAUAGAAGUCUUUGGACCUGUAUUUUAGAUCUGUGCUGUUUGCCUGUUGAGUCAUGUUAUGCUGUUAAUGAUGUUUUCACUCUGACAGAAGACAGUUGCUUAUGUUUCAUUUCCCAGCAUUUGCAUGAUUGGAAGAAUUUUGAAAAAUUAAAAAGCCUAAGGUAUAUCACAUCCCCUGAUCAAUGGGACCAAUUUCUGUCCAGUUUAAAAACUGCAGUAUAAUGCUGCUUUUCUUGAAACUAGACCAUAGGUCAUUGCAAGCUUCUAAGCAACAAUUCUUACUUUCUUUUUGGCCAUGGCAUGCUUUUGGCAUCCAACUUUCAUUUGACAAAUUCUUUUCAAGUUUUUGAUGCUUCUUUCUUUACCCUUACCCCCACAGUCAAAUCUACUUACAAAAAAUUCAUGUUUCAAGUCAAUCCACCCUCUUAACGUCCUAAUUCUUAGGUUUUGACCAUUUUUACUAUUUCUCGUCCACAAUGGCCCCUCAAGCUCUUACCUCAUCUUAAUUUUUGGGUGCUAGUAACAUCCUCUGAGCUGGAAAAAGUCAUUGAGCUAUAGAAAUUGUACUCUAGCUUCAGCUUUGUGGGUUUAACUAUGACACUAGUAAGAAAAAAGGAGGAGGAGGCUGCUAUUAAAGUCAUGUUGAUAUGUGUCAUAUUAGAUAUCCCCAGCUUAGAGUUUCAGUGGGAAAUUUAAGAUCCAGAUGAAUGAAGUGACAGAUGCACUCAUCUGUGACCUUACAGACACUCUUCUGAUACAAGCUGAAGACUAACUGAAGACAGCAUCCUGGGUUACAGAAGAAAAACAAAUGUUAAGCUCUUGAGAAAAGAACUGGACAAAAGCCGAAUGGUCCAGAACAAGAAGAUGUCUUUUCCAAUUAUGAGUGCACCCCCUUUCCACCAAAGGCUGGGAGCCUCUUGAGGGCACACACCUUUCAUCUUGAGCAGCCUCUCAAGAAAAGAUGGUAAAAUAAGAUAGAGAUACCGAAGUUUUUUUGGAGAAAAGACACACUACAAUGGAAAUCCUGUAUGAAUGUGGAAGCCAUUAGCAGAGUAAUUGCUGUAUGUUACCAUGACAACCAGCCGCUGCAGUCACCUGCCCGAAGUCCUGCCAGACUGCACCAGCUCGGCUGUGCCCGUGGUGAAGACCGUGGAGGAUUGUGGCAGCCUAGUGAAUGGGCAGCCACAGUAUGUCAUGCAAGUUUCGGCCAAAGACGGGCAGCUGCUGUCAACGGUAGUGCGGACUCUUGCCACCCAGAGCCCCUUCAACGAUCGACCGAUGUGCAGGAUCUGCCACGAAGGCAGCAGCCAAGAGGACUUGCUCUCUCCAUGUGAAUGUACGGGGACCUUGGGGACAAUUCAUCGGAGCUGUCUAGAGCACUGGCUGUCGUCCUCAAACACCAGCUACUGUGAACUCUGCCACUUCAGGUUUGCAGUCGAGCGCAAACCCAGGCCGUUAGUGGAGUGGCUCAAAAACCCAGGCCCCCAGCAUGAGAAGCGGACUCUGUUUGGAGACAUGGUGUGCUUCUUGUUUAUAACGCCCCUAGCCACCAUCUCGGGCUGGCUCUGCCUGCGGGGCGCCGUGGACCACCUGCACUUUAGUAGUCGGCUCGAAGCCGUUGGACUGAUUGCACUCACUGUCGCACUCUUCACUAUUUACCUCUUUUGGACACUAGUCAUGCUGAGACAGGCGCAAGGUGCUGUGGACGCUCGUGGGAAGUGGUACCCGUCUCAGUCUGUGACUCAGGAAGAGCCUAUCAGGUGUCAUUUAGGUACCACUGUCGAUUGUACAAUGAAUGGCGUCGGACCAAUCAGAGGGUGAUUCUCCUCAUUCCAAAGUCUGUCAACGUACCUUCUAACCAGCAGUCCUUGCUGGGCCUCCAUACAGUCAAGAGGAACUCAAAGGAGACAAUUGUUUGAUGCUUGUGUGGGUGGUUGAUUGAUUAGUUGUUUGGGGUCUGGAAGUUUCUGCACGGGGGCCAUGAACUGAGCCAACCCUAAUCCCUUCCUUAAGGCUGUGGGUCUAGAAACAGCCAGAGUUGUGUUAGCACAUUGCCCCGAGCAACGAACUCUGCUGGAAGAAAGCAGAUGCUGUUUUACUUCAAAUCAUGGAUGCUGCAAUCAUAUGAUAUUUGCUAAGCUGCCAAACAUGUUUAUUUAGCAGAUACUGUAUGGAAUUUUCUGAACACCUCUUUAACAUAUGAGGAAGGUGGUCCUGCUAAGGACGAAAUUCUUCCUUUUUUAUUACUAUUUCAAAUAUAUAUAUAUAUUAAACUUAGACAUAAUCAAAAUUGAAAAGCCAAUGUAAAAACUGGUUUCUUGGUUUGGAUGGGUUUUGUUUUGCCUGGUUUCUACUGUAUAUUCGUCGGGGCAAGUUGAUAGUUUGAGUGGUCUUUUUCACCUCUCACGUCUCUCAAGCAGACAGCAUACCGACUUCAGAACAAGUCAGACUGGAAGGAUGUUUUGUACUAAACCUCAGUUAAUUAUUCCGUUUGUAAAGGAAAAAGAGUGGCAGCUCGCCACACAGUGAGCUGUUUAUUUAAACACCCAUUAAAGAGGGGAAAAUUCUGGUGAGAAGCAAGCUUCUUUCAACUUGUUUAGUACUGACAGCUGAUAGAAGCUAUUUUCUAAUAAUAAAUAUACAGUGUGUGAAAGACAAAAACCCCACUGAUUGCAAUACUGUUUUUUUAUCGUAAGACCUGCAAAGUUUCCCAAAGUAGCUUUGAAAACAAGAAGAAAAAGGUUGGUGUUCUUACUCCCAUCUCAUUUCAUACAUGUCUUAAUUCUGCAUUUGUAAUAAACUGGGGGAUCAUUAGACAUUUCUAGGAACUCGGGACCUGUUUUGCAUAUCAAUUAGCAUUCCCAUUGCUCUACUGAAUUUCUAGCCUGACAGGUAGAUGU